Eleginops maclovinus (Patagonian blennie) is the source of this 4740-nucleotide messenger RNA. RefSeq names its product cGMP-dependent protein kinase 1-like. The record is from RefSeq and is a predicted model, not a curated record. Gene Ontology annotation, molecular function: cGMP-dependent protein kinase activity; ATP binding. The coding region runs from base 166 to 1905 and encodes 579 amino acids. The transcript is spliced from 18 exons. NCBI's taxonomy places the organism in Eukaryota, Metazoa, Chordata, Actinopteri, Perciformes, Eleginopidae. Gene Ontology annotation, biological process: protein phosphorylation.
CCCGCCACCGCCCAGCAGGUCCAGAACCAGCAGAACCUCAUCCUGCAGCCCGACAAGCAUCGCAGCAAACGGCAGGCCAUCUCCGCCGAACCCAACGCCUGCGACAUCAGCGAGCUGAGCCAUGUGACGCUGCCCUUCUACCCCAAGAGCCCGCAGUCUAAGGAGAUGAUAAAGGACGCCAUCCUGGACAACGACUUCAUGAAGAACCUGGAGCUGUCUCAGAUCCAGGAGGUGGUGGACUGCAUGUACCCAGUGGACUUCGGUCCGAACGCCUGCAUCAUCAGGGAGGGAGACGUGGGGUCGCUGGUCUACGUCAUGGAGGAGGGUAAGGUGGAGGUGACUAAGGAGGGAAUGAAGCUGUGCACCAUGGGGCCGGGGAGAGUGUUCGGAGAGCUGGCCAUCCUCUACAACUGCACCCGCACGGCCACCGUCACCGCUCUGGUGGAGGUGAAGCUGUGGGCGAUCGACCGGCAGUGUUUCCAGACCAUCAUGAUGCGGACGGGUCUGAUCAAACAUGCCGAGUACAUGGACUUCCUCAAGAGCGUUCCCUCGUUCCAGGGCCUGGCUGAGGAGACUCUCAGUAAACUGGCCGACGUCAUGGAGGAGACUCACUAUGAAGAUGGGGAGUUCAUCAUCCGGCAGGGAGCGAGAGGAGACACCUUCUUCAUCAUCAGCAAGGGGAAGGUAAACGUGACCCAGGAGGAUCCAGCCAAUCAGGAGACAGCUCACCUGAGAGAGCUCGGCCGUGGAGACUGGUUCGGAGAGAGAGCGCUGCAGGGGGAGGACGUGAGGACGGCUAACGUCAUCGCGUCUGACACCGUCACCUGCCUGGUCAUCGACCGAGACUCCUUCAAGCACCUGAUUGGUGGACUGGAUGAUGUUUCCAACAAGGGCUACGAGGACGCCGAGCUCAAAGCAAAGUACGAGGCGGAGAAUGCCUUCUUCUCCAGCCUGAAGCUGACCGACUUCAACAUCAUCGACACGCUGGGGGUCGGAGGCUUCGGUCGCGUUGAGCUGGUGCAGCUGAAGAGCGACGAGGCAAAGACUUUUGCGAUGAAGAUCCUGAAGAAGCGUCACAUCGUGGACACGAGGCAGCAGGAACACAUCCGCUCCGAGAAACACAUCAUGACCGAGGCGCACUGCGACUUCAUCGUCAGGCUCUACCGGACGUUUAAAGACAGUAAAUAUCUGUACAUGCUGAUGGAGGCGUGUCUGGGAGGAGAGGUGUGGACGAUCCUCAGAGACAGAGGUUCGUUUGAAGACUCGACCACCAGGUUCUACACGGGCUGCGUGGUGGAGGCAUUCGCUUACCUGCACGCUAAAGGGAUCAUUUACCGAGACCUGAAACCUGAAAACCUGAUCCUGGACAGCCGGGGCUACGCCAAGAUAGUGGACUUUGGUUUCGCCAAGAAGAUCGGGUUCUGUAAGAAGACCUGGACGUUCUGCGGGACGCCGGAGUAUGUGGCCCCGGAGAUCAUCCUCAACAAGGGCCACGACGUCUCCGCGGAUUACUGGUCUCUGGGCAUCCUGAUGUACGAGCUGCUCACUGGCAGUCCGCCUUUCUCCGCUCCAGACCCAAUGAAGACCUACAACGUCAUCCUGAGGGGCAUCGACAUGAUCGAGUUCCCCAAGAAGAUCACCAAGAACGCCGCCCACCUCAUCAAGAAGCUCUGCAGGGAUAACCCCUCGGAGCGACUGGGAAACCUGAAGAACGGCGUCAAAGACAUCCAGAAACACAAGUGGUUUGAAGGUUUUAACUGGGAGGGUCUCAAGAAAGGAACGCUGACCCCGCCCAUCACACCCGAUGUUUCCUCUCCGACCGACACCAGUAACUUCGACAGUUUCCCUGAAGACACAGACGAGCCUCCACCGGACGACAUCUCCGGAUGGGAUUACGACUUUUAGUCCAGCUUUGAUCCGCCCAGAACCUGUCAUCUGCCAGUGAGGUCCAAACCUGAGGGAAAGACGACUUCUCACAGGAACGUCAUGCACCUUAGCCUGAGUUGUUUUUAAAGUGUUGCUGGACUCUGUGGGAGGGAGACCCUGAAGGUUUUCAAGCCACAAAGUGAUACCAGCACCGAGACGAGCAGUAGAGGGAAACGGACUACAGGCCUACAGGCUGAUCUGGUCCUAUGUGGUCCCUUUAACAGAAGGAACCUGAGCUACCAGAACACCUGAGAGCUGGAAGAUUAAGGUAGUUCCAGAACGAACCACCUGUCCAAACUGACCCGAGUGACUUUGACACCUGGAGAAAGUCACAGAUUUCAGAGAGCUGGAAGAAAGACGUUGUGUAAUGCUUAAGGUCUCUUUGAACGCAGAACAGCCCUGAUUCCUUGUUUGGCUGCAGCUGAGCUUUGGGUAUGUUUGUCCAUCAGCAGUCGGUCGCACAGUUCAGGCUUGCUUUAUGUCCUGUGUAUUGCUUCAAGACUUUCUGUCCAACAUAUUGCUGCAAGAAAACCGAUUAUGAUGUCUUUAAGAGCAGGAGAUAAGCCCUAAAGGUCCCGUGGUACCACAUACGCGAUCUUUGUUUCGGCAAAGAGUAAAAUUCCUUCUUCAGGUUUUCAGACAGCUGUCAGAACUGUUUGCUUGAAGGACGUUUGUCCAAUGCCUAGAUGUGAGUCAUACUAAUCUGAACCCAGAACAAUCCUGAGUCCUGGUUUGGCUGCAGCUGCAAGAAGAUUCUUCAUCAGUUCCCUAAGAGCAGGACAUUGGCCCUAAAAGUAAAAAAGUGCAAGUCAUCCAUCAGGUUUUAGAGACCUACGUGAACAUUAUCGUCAAAGACCUUGCUUUCUGUCCUAUAUAAUGCUGCAACUCUUAAAGGUUCAUCAGUUAAUGACUACUGCCAGAAACCGGCAGCAAAGCCCUGACACUGAAGCGGGUAAAUCUAAAGGAAUCUUGUCACAAAGUGCUUUCCAGAAACACCCACGGCUGGAUCAUGAUGUCAAGGUGCACAGUCUCCAACAAAUUCAACCAAAUGGACAAACUGCUAACCGGGGGGAAGGGUAUACCAAUGUAGAGGUUACUGGUUGGUUUCAGGAACAUCCAUGUGGGUUAAUCCAAAGGAGGUUUAAUAGUGCUUUGACCCAAAAGUAAGGCGUUGGUCUAAUUCUCUAAAAGCUAAGACAAGCUGCCGUUCAACAUAUGAAACACAACCUCCUGAUCACAGCAGAGACAAGUUGGCGGUGUUUCUCUGCAGUCAUUGGCGAGCCUCUAUCAAGUGUCCUUUCUGGCGUUUGUGUUGUGAUACCCGGAGGCGAUCAUGGAAGUCCGUUGGGGCUUUUUCUGACUCUUUGAACCCAGGUUUGGCUCUCUGGGAUCGGGCUGCAGGAAAGACUGAAACUCUGAGGAGGUCACCCUGAUGCCUUCGCUUCUCCUUUGAUAUCGGGAGCUCUAAAUCCAAAGAAGGUGUAGCAGCAGCAGCAGCGGGGCGGAGGAGACUCGAACAUUUCUCACUUUUAAACUUUCCUUUUCUCCUUCCUUAUGGUGUGGAUCAUAGCAUGAGAAAACUCCGAUUUUGUACAUAUUUCCAAAUGUUCCUACGUACUUUUGCACACAUCUAGAUCUCACAGCCACAUGCACGACACAUUGUGAAGUGUUUCCAUCUGAGGACUGUUUCUAUUCCCCGUCCGAUGAUCGAGAUAUACCACCGACAUGUGCUCAGCAACUCAACGUCAUGUAUUUAUGAGGAUAACUGCAAAUAAUAAUGAAGACUAAGACAGUUAGUUGUUAAAGUAGCGAUGAAUAAACUUCAGAAAAGUUCAAAGAUCAGAAAUGAUACAUUUUUCUGAUUUCACAUAUUAUGUUCUCCAAACAUACACAGAAAUCUUAUUUACAACAUAUUGAUUCGUUUUCAUUCUCCAAUGAAGUCCACGUGGAUGUACAUAUGCCGUGUUCAGAUUUCAUGCUUACAGUAACUCCGCUUGGACUUGAAGUAGACGUGCAGUCUUGUAUUUCUUCCCGAGUUAAACCAUAUCAACAGACACUGGUGAUUAUAUUUUGUAUUCACAUUCUGUGGCCUUUCGUAUAAAAGCAGCUGAAUCCGUCUCGUGAUAUUUUUGUAACUUCCGUGAGCUCUGCAUGAACACUUUGGAGCGUUUCAGUUACAAGACGCAGGCAGGUUUUAAAGAGGCCCUAUUCUGCCUUGUUUACUUCCAGAACCUAGUGACAUCACUACGGAACACUCUCGCAGCCAGAUAACCAAUCAGAGCAGACUGGGCUCUGGUUUUAGGCAGAAAGACAAAUAAAGAGCUUUCUGAACAUUAAAGCGUGGAGACACACGAAAGAGAGAGAGAGUUUUCAACAUUAUAUAAAAUGAUAUUCAGAGAAAAUAAACAGAAUUAUAGAAUUUACUUUUUUUAAGCAAAUCUUAGACUUUGAUGUAAAAAAACUAUAGUUUUUUGUAUGGUUUUGAAAGUACUCUCUAAUUCUCUGAGUUUAGAUUAAUAAUAUGAACUCACUGCCAGCUUUAUUUUAUAUUCAGCUGAAAGAAUAUUUUAGAGAUACGAUGUUCAUGAAGAUUAGUGGUGAUAUUUUGUGGAUAUGAGAAGAAGUUUGUGUAUAAACUGGAAAUGUAGUAUUUUAUGACGUGUCGGCUGUUUGGAGAUUAUUGUUAUUAUAUGUAUUAUUAUUGUGAGUGGCUGUCAUGGUAACUGGAGGGUGCUUUCUUUAAUAUGACUGUUAAUGAUCAUCUUUUUGCAGAAGCAGUUUGUUCUGUUGAAAAAUAAAAGCAGUCAAAUCAAA